GCUCAGAACUCUUCCUCAUAGAGAGGCGACCAUGGAGACAGAUGUAGCAGAAGUACCUGAGAGGAGAGCUCUGCAUUCCCAGGAUUCUCUCCAAGAGAAUUUCCAAGAGAGGAGGUCAGAAGAAGAAGUGGAAGCUCUGUGCCUAACAGCCAGAUCCCAGGAAUCAGUGACAUUCGAGGAUGUGGCCAUGGAUUUCACUCCGGAGGAGUGGGGAAAGCUUGAUCCUGCACAACGGGAGGUGAUGCUUGAGAACUAUAGGAACCUGGUCUCUUUAUGGCUUCCAGUUUCUAAAGGUGAGAACUACAAAUUGGAGAAUAGAAAGGAACCAGGGAUGUUUGAGAGGAAAACUCCCAAAGGCAUCUAUUCAGACUGGAAGACUAGACCAGAGAGCAAGGAAUCAACUACAGUGCAAGAUUUUUCCAAAGAAGAAUCAUGCCAGGAUGCAAUAAUAGAUAAGCUGACAAAUAAUGUUUGUGUCUCCAACUUGAAAACAACUGCUGAAUGUGAAAAUUGGUUAGAAAAUCGGCAGGAACAUCAGGAAAGACAUUUGAAAGAAAUGUUCACUCCUCUAAGUCCGCUGCCCGGGGAAAGAGCUCAUGAGCAUGGUAUAUAUUGGAAAAAUGUGAGUCAGAAGUCUGACCUUAUUGAACAAAGAUCAAAACUGAAGUCAACUUUAAUAAAAAGGCAAAGAAACUGUAAAGAGAAAAAACCUCAUAAAUGUGAUGAUUGUGGUGAACUCUUCACUUACCAUUCAGUCCUUAUUAGACACCAGCGAGUUCAUACUGGAGAGAAGCCCUAUGCCUGCAGUGACUGUGGGAAGUCUUUUAGCCACAGAGCUAAUUUAACUAAACAUCAAAGAACUCAUACCAGAAUUCUCUUUGAGUGCAGUGAAUGUAAGAAAAGCUUCAUAGAAAGUUCAUCCCUUGCUAUCCAUCAAAGAAUUCACAUUGGAGAGAGACCUUAUGAAUGCAAUGAAUGUGGGAAGGGCUUUAAUCGCAGUACUCAUCUUGUGCAGCAUCAGUUGAUUCAUACUGGAGUGAAGCCUUAUGAAUGCAAUGAAUGUGGGAAGGCUUUCAUUCAUUCAUCAGCACUCAUCAAGCAUCAAAGAACUCACACUGGAGAGAAACCCUAUAAAUGUCAAGAAUGUGGGAAAGCCUUUAGCCAUUGCUCAUCCCUUACUAAACAUCAGAGAGUUCAUACUGGAGAAAAGCCAUAUGAAUGCAGUGAGUGUGGAAAAACAUUCAGUCAAAGCACACACCUUGUUCAACAUCAGCGAAUUCAUACUGGAGAGAAACCAUAUGAGUGUCAUGAAUGUGGAAAAACCUUUAGCCGGAGCUCAAAUUUUGCUAAGCAUCAAAGAAUUCAUAGUGGGAAAAAACCCUACAAAUGCAGUGAAUGUGGAAAAGCCUUCAUUCAUUCUUCGGCUCUUAUUCAACACCAGAGGACUCAUACUGGAGAGAAGCCCUACAGAUGCAGUGAUUGUGGGAAAAGCUUUAAGUGCAGUUCGUCCCUCAUCAGACACCAGAGAAUUCACACUGAAGAUCAGCACUGA
Elephantulus edwardii (Cape elephant shrew) is the source of this 1552-nucleotide messenger RNA. It is a transcript of the gene ZNF286A, whose product is annotated as zinc finger protein 286A. The transcript is spliced from 6 exons. Gene Ontology annotation, biological process: regulation of transcription by RNA polymerase II. The coding region runs from base 32 to 1552 and encodes 506 amino acids. The record is from RefSeq and is a predicted model, not a curated record. NCBI's taxonomy places the organism in Eukaryota, Metazoa, Chordata, Mammalia, Macroscelidea, Macroscelididae. Gene Ontology annotation, molecular function: RNA polymerase II cis-regulatory region sequence-specific DNA binding; DNA-binding transcription factor activity.